This is a messenger RNA of Fundulus heteroclitus (mummichog), 1580 nucleotides long. Its product is annotated as insulin-like growth factor-binding protein complex acid labile subunit. The record is from RefSeq and is a predicted model, not a curated record. The coding region runs from base 342 to 1409 and encodes 355 amino acids. The transcript is spliced from 2 exons. Gene Ontology annotation, cellular component: plasma membrane. Gene Ontology annotation, molecular function: protein binding. Lineage: Eukaryota; Metazoa; Chordata; Actinopteri; Cyprinodontiformes; Fundulidae.
UCAGUUUAUUGAUGGAUUAUCAUUAUAAGAAAUGACAUUAUCGUCUGCAAACUUGCAUACUUUUGAUCCUAAUAUACUCUCUUGCAAUCACCAGCUGAAAGAGCUAUGUGUGUUUUGAUCGGGUGGUUAUUGCAUAUACUUUAUUUAGACAACAAAAAAACGCAGCAGAAUCUCUUUGAACAAUCCAUUUUCAGACCUGGACUGUAGUUUUCCUUUUUUACAACCUCAAAACUUGGAUCGGACUCACUACGAACCAACCAGGCAUCUUCUGCCGCCCUCAAUGAGGAGGAAAACCUGGAAUCUGACAUGAUGCUGAGUCUGAGGGCGUUCUCUCCGGAGUCAUGAAGCAGCUGGCGUUCGUCCUCCUGCUGGUCACGCAGUCGUCCUGCAGGUCCCCGGCGAAGACGUGCCAGCCGGGCUGCGACUGCCGCGGGGCGCUGAAGUUCGCCGUCUGCCAGGGCGCCGGCCUCGCCCUGCUGCCCGUCAGAGCGCCGGCCUCCACCGAGCUCCUCGACCUGUCCCACAACCUCAUCUCCGUCGUGCCCCGGCGCGGCUUCGCCGGCACCCGCAAGCUGAGGGUGCUGCUGCUGCAGAGCAACAACAUCAGCCGGGUGGAGGACGGCGGCUUCGCCCAGCUGGAGUUCCUGCAGAAGCUGGACCUGAGCUGGAACCGCGUCGCCGCCCUGGCUGAGGGCUUCUCCCUGGGCCUGGCCUCCCUGCGGGAGCUGCAGCUGUCCCACAACCGGCUCACCAGCCUGGACGCUCGCAGCUUCCUCCACCUGGACGGCCUGCAGAGGCUGAACCUGUCCGACAACGGCGUGCGGACCGUCCAGGCGAGGUCGUUCGCCUCCAUGAGCGGCCUGCGGCAGCUCCACCUGCAGCGCAACCGGCUGACGUCCCUGCGGAGCGGCGCCUUCACCAUGCUGCGCUCCCUGGAGCUCCUGGACCUCUCUGGGAACCGGCUCCAGGAGAUGGAGCCGGCCGUGUUCAGCCCCCUCGCCAGCGUCACCCUGCUCAACCUGGCCGACAACCGCUUCUCCACCGUCUGCUUCAAGACCCUCCUGAGCGUCCGCACCCACGGCACCCACGUCCUGCUGCGGGGAAACCCCUGGAACUGCGACUGCGAGCUGCAGAGGGUGUUCCGGAAGCUGCGCAGCGUCCAGCGCCUCUUCCUGGACGACUACCUCAACCUGACGUGCUCGGAGCCGGCGGUCCUGCGCGCCCACCGGCUGACGGAGGUGGACAGCGAGCUGUGCAUCGCCGAGACGGUGACGGUGCUGGUGAUCACCGUCACCGUGCUGAUCACCGUGCUGGCCGCCAUGCUGAUGGGCGAGAGGAAGAAGAAGAGGAGGAGGAAGGGGCUGCACUGGACGCAGCAGAGGGAGUUCUCCGACGACUCGGACUUCUGAGACGCCGUCGGAUCGUUGCUGGGUGUUCAGACGGUUUUUAAUCGCCUGAAUGUGUUGCUUUAGUCAGACGGCGACUCUCUAAGUUUGUUUUUUUUUUUGGCAUUUUGUUCUGACUACACACCAAAUUACAGGAAAACGACGCAGCGUGAAUUGCGUUUGCACUUCUCUGCU